GCUGUCGGUUCCGGAGCAGCAUGGAGCGGAUCCCCCGCCUGGUUCGGCCCAAGGCCCUGACAUGAACAACAACUGGCCCGGAGUGCCCGCCACCGCUUACCCGGAGGAACCAGACAACGACUGGACGUCAGAGGAUGGUUUUCUGAGUUCAGGAUUUCAGUGUCGUUUUUGAAGGUACUGAAGCAUCUGCUACCCAAUGCUCUGGUGAAUGUAUCAUGUGGACUUUCCUGGCCUCACAUGAGACUGGAGUUCUUCACUAAAGAUGGACGAUUUCGCUUUACUUGACCUGUUGGAAUGUCCUGUGUGCUUUGAAAAGCUAGAUGUCACGGCCAAAGUGCUACCAUGCCAGCAUACCUUCUGCAAGCCUUGUCUACAGGGGAUACUGAAAUCCCAAAAUGAGCUGAGGUGCCCGGAGUGCAGAACUCUAGUCUUCUGCAGUAUUGAAGAGUUACCAUCCAACUUGCUUCUAAUUCGCUUACUGGACGGUGUCAGAUAUGGACAAAAUGUUAUGAGGUUUGGCUCAGUCCAAAGAUCUCGGGUCCUGACCUCUCCUGCCUCAAUCAGGAGAGACAGGGGAGAUCCAAGAGGUUUACAACUUAAUCAGUACAGGCUGGCACCAAAUCCCAGGAUCCAGAUGGAAGGGGUUCCCCGGGCCAGAGCCCUGUACAGCUACAGAGGACAAAACCCUGGUGAACUGAGGUUCAAUAAAGGGGACAUCAUCAUAUUGCACCAACAGCUGGAUGAAAAAUGGUACCUGGGAGAGAUCAAUGGGGUCAGUGGCGUUUUCCCAACCAGCUCAGUGCAGGUUAUCAAACAACUUCCACUGCCACCACCCUUGUGCAGAGCACUUUACAACUUUGAUCUGAGAGAGAGAGAUAAAAAUGAGAAUAAGGACUGCCUGACAUUUCAUAAGGGUGAUAUCAUCACAGUGAUUAGCCGAGUUGAUGAGAACUGGGCAGAGGGCAAGUUAGGUGAUAAAAUAGGGAUCUUCCCCAUCUUGUUUGUGGAGCCAAACAUGACUGCAAGACAACUCCUACAGACAAAGAAAAGCCAUCGAUCCUCCCCGUUUAAAUAUUCAUCACCCUUAAGGACAGCCUCUCCCAGAGCGAAAGGCACAGAGUCACCAACCUUCCGCAAGGUGUCAGAAUCUAGGAGGAAGAGCCUGAGACCAUUCUCUAUCACGAGCGCCUUGAAUUCACUCAACAGGAUGGUCCACUCACCCACAGAGCGGCAGACACUGGAAAUCAGCUCACCAGUGCUCAUCAGCUCCAGUAAUCCGACUGUGGCAACCCAGAGCAGUGAGAAAGUAGAAUUCCCAUAUGGCACCCCUGUCCAGGUCAGCGCUUCUUAUUAUACUGCACCAGGAUCCCUGGGGCACUCAACUGCCAUCGUCACCCUUCCCCAUCUUCAGCAACACAUAUCAGCUAACAUGUGCGUCGCUCUACACUCCUACUCUGCUCAUGGACCGGAGGAGCUGGAUUUGCAGAAGGGAGAAGGUGUUCGUGUUUUCGGGAAGUACCAUGAAGGCUGGCUCAGGGGGAUGUCGUUGGUCACUGGAAGAGUUGGGAUCUUCCCCAGUAACUAUGUCGUCCCCCUUUUCAGGAAGUCACCCAAUUUCUCUGAAUCCAGGAUGCCUUCCCUGUAUGCCACUUGGACGUUAUCCACUGCCUCACUCUCCUCCCAGGGGAGCAUCUCAGAGAAUGGCCCAAGGCAAAGCAGGCCUUUGAAAUCGGCCUUCACGCCCACUGUGCUGAACUCGCCACAGAGAAACGUAGCUGUGCCGGCCACCUCAGGACAAACGUCACUGAGGCGAGGACGUGGCAGUACUAGGAAGAAUGGAUCAUUGCAGAGACCUGUGCAGCCCGGAGCUCUCACUCAGGCUGUCGGUUCCCUCAGUCGCGCUCCAGCUACCACGGUGCGGCCCCAGCAACUUCAGCUUUACCAGCAUGUCUCCUCUCAGCCCCAUGGCACCCCUGGCAUGGUGGACCCAGGAGCCAGGCCAAGUGCCUCCCACGAUGCUUCAUUGCUGCUUGUGCCCAGAGCGGGUGAAAGCAGAUCUCCUUCUGUAUGUAGCUCAGUGAUCCUGGAUGCCAAAGAAUCCCCAGCAAAAAGCGAACCAGCUCCAAAGCCACCUCCAUCAGCUCCGCCCUCCAUCCUGGUGAAACCAGAUACCUCCCGGAACAGCAACGAAAAGCAAGUGAAAACAGUGAGAUUUCAGAACUACAGCCCGCCUCCGUCCAAGCGACACAGCUCACAGCCAUCACCAAACCAUCCAGGUGGCAAAACUGAGCAGGGCGCAGCCACAGAGGCAGCCCAGCCAGAAGCAAACACCCUGGGCCCUGACAUGACAGCUCUCUAUUCACACCGAGUCAGCUCCAGCCCAGUGCAUCCGAGGAGGACGCUGCACCCAAAGACAUCAUCGCUGGAUCUUUCUGCCCAGGCGGGGCAACUGACCUUCCCUACCAAAAAGAACUACAGCAGCAUUUCUGAGAACUGA
Messenger RNA from Mauremys reevesii (Reeves's turtle), 2497 nucleotides. RefSeq names its product SH3 domain containing ring finger 2 (gene SH3RF2). Gene Ontology annotation, cellular component: nucleoplasm. Lineage: Eukaryota; Metazoa; Chordata; Testudines; Geoemydidae. Gene Ontology annotation, biological process: positive regulation of JNK cascade; positive regulation of proteasomal ubiquitin-dependent protein catabolic process; negative regulation of apoptotic process. The coding region runs from base 263 to 2497 and encodes 744 amino acids. Gene Ontology annotation, molecular function: ubiquitin protein ligase activity; protein phosphatase 1 binding; metal ion binding. The record is from RefSeq and is a predicted model, not a curated record. The transcript has 10 exons.